UAAUGAACUUCGAUUGUUAUUUAGAACUUUUAGUAAGCUAAAUGUGUUAGUUGACUUUUGGUAAAAAGUUGUUUUGAUUCAUAGGAAAUAAAUAUUAGUUCGUUAGAUCUUGGCAAUAUUUUUGAAUUUCUUACUAAAAAAUGGAGACUAAACCAAAAAAUGAAUAUUUACUUGCUUUAAAAGUAAUGAGGUUAACACGACCCACUCUUGCCAGUCCUAUAGUUGUUACUUGUGAUUCAACAGAUUUACCAGGUAAUACGCUCAACAAUGAGUUAAAAAAUGAUUGCACAUCAUUGCAAGGAAUGGAAACACUUGCUAUUGGGCAAUUUAUGGUAUUACCGCAAAGUUUUGGAAAUAUAUAUUUAGGAGAAAUAUUUUCAAGCUAUUUAUGUGUACAUAAUGGUAGUAAUCAAGUAGUUAAAAAUGUGACUGUUAAGGCAGAUUUACAAACGAGUACUCAAGUUAUUUCAUUGUCAUCGGGAAAUUCAGAAGUCAAAGAAUUAGCUCCUGAUAAUACAGUGGAUGAAGUUAUUCAUCAUGAAGUUAAAGAGAUAGGAACGCAUAUAUUAGUAUGUGAAGUUAGUUAUGCACCUGCUAAUUUAAUGGGUCCUCAACAGUCGUUCAGGAAAUAUUUUAAAUUUCAAGUAGUUAAGCCAUUGGAUGUGAAAACAAAAUUCUAUAAUGCAGAAUCUGAUGAAGUGUAUCUUGAGGCACAAAUACAAAAUCUUACAGUAGGUCCAAUUUGUCUAGAAAAAGUGUCAUUGGAAUCGUCACAUUUAUUUAGCGUAUCAACAUUAAAUAAAAAUGAAAAGGGAGAAAGUAUUUAUGGGAAAAUUAACUUAUUGGAUUCUGGUUGCAGUAGACAAUAUCUAUACUGUUUGAAACCUCAGUUAAGUUUACAAAAAGAUCCUAAAAUGAUGCAUAAUGCUACUAAUAUUGGGAAAUUGGAUAUUGUAUGGAAAAGUAAUCUGGGAGAAAGAGGACGACUACAAACAAGCCAGUUACAAAGAAUGGCACCAGAAUAUGGAGAUUUAAGAGUCAUUAUGAAAGAUAUUCCAUUGAAGGUUUACCUUGAAGAACAAGUAAAUCUUAAAUGUCACAUAACAAAUACUUCAGAAAGAAGUAUGGAUUUGUUAUUAAGUUUGGAAUCAAGUGAUUCAAUUGCAUGGUGUGGAAUAUCUGAUAAAAUAAUUGGAACGUUAAAACCUGGAACCUCUAUUGAUGUACCUUUGAGUUUAAUCCCAUUAGAUAGUGGUAUUACUAUUAUUUCUGGCUUAAAGUUGAUGGAUACUUUUUUAAAAAGGGUAUAUGACUAUGAUGAUUUAGCACAAAUUUUUGUCAACCAAUUGAAUUAAUGUGACUUAGGACAAUAUAUAAUUUUCACUGACAGCUCCAACAGCACAUGCUAAUAAUGUUUGAACAUCCUUAGGUUCGUUUCCACCAAAAAUGUAACCAUUUGCCUUAUCAAUGGCAUUUUUCACUUGUAACAAAAGUGCUUGAUUGGAAACAUCCAAUGAGAAUAUAUUUACCUGGAUCGCUACAAUGAUGUGAGUCUACAAGAUGUACGCUACAUAAUCUUAUUAAAUUCUGAGUCAAUUUCUCAACAAUUGAACUAACAGAUUUAUGAUGUGUAUAAAGUUCAACCUAUUUAUAACAAAGUUAUAAUUCAAUAAUGUAUUCACGAUAAACGAUUUAAAUAUUGAUGUAUAAUUAUACCUGUCCUGGGCAAUCAAAAAUAAGUAAACUAAUGCACCAUUCGGACCAAGACCAUAUUCUGACAUUACUUCUUCGUGUUCGAUUAAUUCGGAUAUAUCUACUAAUGGGGUAUAUUCCAUAUUUUCAUUGGCUGGAUCUGAUGGUAAGAAAAUAUAUUUGUAUAAAUUAAAUAAUUACAAAUUAAUGCUAUAUCAAGCAUACCAAUGUUGAUAACAGCUACUUUUCUGCCCAUUUGUUCCAAAAAUUUACACAUUGCAUUACAGUAUGUAGUUUUUCCACUACCAGGUGGCCCAAUGACCAAUUGUCCAAAUAUUAAACUCAUAUUUUUUAUCAGUCUUCAAAAUUACCACAAUUUCAACUGAUUUAUAGUAUCAGUUAUAGUUUUUAAUAUCUCUUUAUUAUAAUCUUUUAAAGAUAAUGACAACAAUAAAGGUUUAUCUAUAUUUAUUUCUUCUGCGAUAUAUCUAGCGGCAGCAUGAACAUCAACUU
Molecule: messenger RNA, 2205 nt
Organism: Vespa mandarinia (Asian giant hornet)
Lineage: Eukaryota; Metazoa; Arthropoda; Insecta; Hymenoptera; Vespidae
Product: trafficking protein particle complex subunit 13
Cellular component (GO): TRAPPIII protein complex
Source: RefSeq, a predicted model, not a curated record